Messenger RNA from Entelurus aequoreus (snake pipefish), 1583 nucleotides. RefSeq names its product zgc:153031. The coding region runs from base 155 to 745 and encodes 196 amino acids. Gene Ontology annotation, molecular function: NADP binding; dihydrofolate reductase activity. NCBI's taxonomy places the organism in Eukaryota, Metazoa, Chordata, Actinopteri, Syngnathiformes, Syngnathidae. Gene Ontology annotation, biological process: tetrahydrofolate biosynthetic process; glycine biosynthetic process; folic acid metabolic process. The record is from RefSeq and is a predicted model, not a curated record. Gene Ontology annotation, cellular component: mitochondrion. The transcript is spliced from 6 exons.
CAUCUCCGCCUCUUUUUAAGUGGAAACGACGAUGUUUUAACCAAUAGCCGCCCAAGCUCAGUGGGCGGCGACAGAAGACUUGAUGUAUUCGUGUUGCUUCCGUAGAUGAGCACGGAUCCUAACCAGAAACUUCGGUGUCUUUUGCCCGCCAACUAUGGAAGAGAAUCGGUGUGAGGUGAGGAAGAAACCCGUGCGAGUCAUAGCUGCGGUGAGCAAAAAUGGAGGCAUCGGGAAAGAUGGCCAACUACCUUGGAAUCUACCGUGUGAAUUCCAGUUUUUCAUGAACACCGUCACGCAGGUGUCAAAACCAGGCAAGAUCAACAUGCUGGUGUGGGGCAGACAUUCCUGGUACUCCAACCCUCAAACUUUGUUCCCAAUGGCGAACGUCGUUCAUGUGGUGCUGAGUGAAACCCUCAAGACAGUUCCAGAUCACGCACACUUCCUGUGUCGGGACCUGGAGAGCGCAGUCCUUUUGGCGGCACGGUGCCCACUUGCAGACGCCCUUGAGACCAUUUGGAUUGUCGGAGGCAGUCGGGUGUACAAGGAUGCACUGGAGCAUCGGUGGUGUGAUCUGGUUUACCUGACGGACAUCAUGGCUACUUUUGACUGCGACGUCUUCUUCCCAAAGUUGGAUGAAGAAGUCUUCAAGAAGCAGGAAAGAUUUGCUGGCGUGCCGAUGGGAAUCCAUGAGGAAAAUGGCAUCAAGUAUGAAUUCCAUGUAUUCAAGAAAGAAGAUGCACAUUGAAGAAAUGAAGACAAUGUUUGAAGUGAGGCCAUUUUAUUGUAAAAAGUACAUAUUACUGUCAUACUGCAUUCCAGUUUUCAUCCCAAAUGCUCAUUUUGGUAAGUUCUGAAAAUAAAUGUGUGCCCAGUAAUUAUAUAUUAGUGAAUUGAUUUAGUUCAUGCUAUAUAGAGUUUGAGUUUUGAGUUUAUUUCGAACAUGCAAGCAUACAACAUGAUACAUCACAAUUUCCAGUUUCUCUUUUCAACAUGUUCGAAAAGGAGUAGGAAGAAGCAGAGCUUAUUUAAUCCUACCCCUUUUCUUUUACAUAACAGUUGUUAACACUUUUGUUCACUUCCUGUUCUCAAUUUAUUCACAAUAUACUCCAUAAGUAAUCACAAUAAAAAUAAAUCAAUAAUACUUGAAGUAUGUUACAUUUCAUAUGGUGAGAUGAGUAAGAGUGGUGCUGAAAUUAAAACUGAUAAACUGAGGAGACCUUUUUAAAAGGUUGUUUAUGGUCAUAUUUGCACAAAAAAAAUCUACAAUUUGUUGUACUUGCAAUGUAAAAACUAAUGAAUAUGUGUAAUUUACAGAAUUUAAUAGCAAACUUUUAUUUUGACUUAAACAAAAAUAUUGUUUUUAAAUGAUUACAUACAGUAAAUAAUUCAAUGUAUAUACAUGAUGAUUAACUUGUGUGAUGACUGUAUUAUGCUGAUAGUAUAUAUUUGUACCAUGAAUUGAUUAACGUGGACCCCGACUUAAACAAGGUGAAAAACUUAUUCGGGUGUUACCAUUUAGUGGUCAAUUGUACGGAAUGUGUACUGUACUGUGCAAUCUACUAAUAAAAGUCUCAAUCAAUCAA